AGAUAAGCCACUUGUCGCGAGCUCGUGGUACAAACACUCGCACUCCAUUGUUUUCCCACUCAUCAUAUCUUAAAAUCCCAAUCCAGCGGUCCAAAUUUCACUGCUAACACUAUCCCCAUAAAAGUGUAUAUUUCAGCAAUAACAUUAUUGUUCAUCAUCAUUUCAGUAGAAGGAAGAGAAAAGAAAAACACCAGUUCAAUUUCUAAGCUAAGUAACAAUGGCUUCUCUCCCUAUAUUUUCCUUUGUUCCUUCAAAAACAAGGAUUUACGCAACAGCAGCUGCAAAAGGUGCAGGUGGAGGCAAAGAAGAGAAAGGGCUUUUCGAUUGGAUUCUUGGGAACUUGCAGAAGGAAGAGCAGUUUUAUGAAACUGACCCUAUCCUCAAGAAAGUUGAAGAAAAGAAUGGUGGUGGCAGUGGCACUACCAGUGGUCGCAAGAACUCUGUUUCAAUCCCUCAGAAGAAGAAGGGCAAUGGUGGCUUUGGGCUUGGAGGGCUUUUCAAGAAAUGAAAGAUACUAUAAUCAGCCUCUGGGGAAGUUUCAUUGGUUUGGAAUUAAUUCAUGUUUUCUAUCUUCAAUAUUAUGAACCUUUCUUCAUUCUUGAACACUAAGCUGUUAUCGAUUUCCUUCAAUGCACACGACUUAAAAAUCUUAUAAAUUACUAA
Gossypium arboreum is the source of this 663-nucleotide messenger RNA. RefSeq lists its product as uncharacterized. Bases 218 to 508 code for a protein of 96 amino acids. The transcript has a single exon. The record is from RefSeq and is a predicted model, not a curated record. Gene Ontology annotation, cellular component: chloroplast. Lineage: Eukaryota; Viridiplantae; Streptophyta; Magnoliopsida; Malvales; Malvaceae.